Messenger RNA from Rhagoletis zephyria (snowberry fruit fly), 816 nucleotides. The record is from RefSeq and is a predicted model, not a curated record. NCBI's taxonomy places the organism in Eukaryota, Metazoa, Arthropoda, Insecta, Diptera, Tephritidae.
AUGAAGUUCGCCCUCGUCGCCCUCCUCUUCGUCGGCCUCGGCGCCGCCUCGGCCCACGUCAACCGCCUGCCGCUGCCGAAGGCCAUCCAGGCCCUGCACCCGGAGCUGCUCGCCGAGCCGCUCUUCGAGCACGAGCGCAUCGUCGGCGGCGUGAACGCCGUCGCCGGCGAGGCCAAGCACCAGAUCGGCCUCUUCCGCUCCGGCUCCUUCAGCUGCGGCGGCUCGCUGAUCCAGCCCAACGUCGUCCUCACCGCCGCCCACUGCGUCGACGGCAGCGAGACCCGGCCCUCCAUCUUCACCAUCCGCUACGGCAGCCUGAAGCAGACCGGCGGCACGCUGGUGAACGUGAAGAAGAUCAACAAGCACGAGAAGUACUCGAGCAGCACCAUCGACAACGACGUCGCCAUCCUCGUCCUCUCCGCCUCGAUCAGCCCCUCCGACAACGCCGGCAUCAUCAGCCUGACGGCCAGCGCCCCCGCCGCCGGCACCAAGGUCACCGUGACCGGCUGGGGCCGCACCAGCGCCGGCGGCUCGCUGCCCGCCGACCUGAAGAAGGCCGACCAGCUGGUGGUGAAGAGCCAGCAGGACUGCCAGUCGGCCUGGGGCAGUGUCAACGCCAUCACCGCGCAGAUGCUCUGCGCCCACGACAAGCAGCAGUCGGCCUGCAACGGUGACUCCGGCGGCCCGCUCACCCUCAACGGCGUCCUCGUCGGUGUCGUCAGCUGGGGCUCCUCCCAGUGCCGACACGACGUCUACCCGAACGUGUACGCCAACGUCGCCACCCUGCGCACCUGGAUCCUCAACAACCAGUCUUAA